Messenger RNA from Podospora anserina S mat+, 4542 nucleotides. RefSeq lists its product as uncharacterized. The coding region runs from base 1 to 4542 and encodes 1513 amino acids. The record is from RefSeq and is a predicted model, not a curated record. The transcript is spliced from 2 exons. Lineage: Eukaryota; Fungi; Ascomycota; Sordariomycetes; Sordariales; Podosporaceae. Gene Ontology annotation, molecular function: RNA binding; ATP binding. Gene Ontology annotation, cellular component: intracellular anatomical structure.
AUGGCCGGCAAGAAAAAGACAAAGAAGCCGGCCGCGAACCCGGCUCGCGGCUUUGCGACCACUUCCAUCGCAUCCAAGCCCAGAGCAGACCCCGCCGAAGCUGCCGCCGACACCCCGGCCGGCAAAGGUGACGAUGCCGUCGCCCCGCCAGCCGCUGACGCGAAAGAUGCCCCGCAAGCCGCCGGCACCACCAACACGACCAACGCACCCAAAGCGAAGGAACUCAGUCCCGAAGAAUUCGAGCGCCAGUUGGAGGAGUCGGCUUUGCAAAUAUUGGUGGACAAAUACGCGGCCAAAGUCAGAAGAGAUGCCCAGAGAAUCAAGACCCGCCUCGAGACAGACAGACGGAUCCUGCGCGGACAGGCCGAGACCAUCAAUACCAAGAAAUGGCUUCCCCAAGAGCUGAUGGACCAUGUUCUGGAUUUGAUUCAAGCAGAGGCCCGAUUCGCUGCGUCGAGCGUCACAUCAGAGGGCGCAACUAGUAGACUACCUCCUGAGGAAGACCUCAUCAUCAAGCUAUGGACCCUCCAGCAAACAUUGGAGAACACCGACUUUCCCAAGGAUAGAGUACAGCCCGCGCUCCAAUUCGCUCUCGACAUUGCGCCAAACAUCUCGCCCAAUGUCAAGAGUGAUUCUAUCUGGGGUCUGGAGGAGAUUUUAGACUGGCUGGCCAGGGAAUGCUCCAAGGCCGAGCUGCCAGACUACAGUGGACGGAAACCAGGCUCGGGCAAGGCGCAAGGAGGUAGGUUCCCUGCCCAUGUACCGUUAUCUUUAGGUUACCAUAUUGUUCACACUACUUCUCUCACAGACAUCAGCGCUGAUUCUCCCCUGCCUUCUGGCGCGACCACGCCCUUUGACCUCGAACCCCGCCGCGCACAAAAGGGCAAGAAUGGUGCACCUGAUCGAUCUCGUCAACCGUCGCCCAAGAAAUCGAACGUAACAUACGAUGAGGAUAUCGAGCCUGACCAACUGCUGCCCUUGUACCUCGAGACACAGGAGAAACUGUUCGAGAUUCGGCGCCCGCGGCAAGAUGUGGCCAAAGGCAAGGGUGGUGCCAAGGGAAACACUGUGGCGGACCCAGAAGAGGCUCUUUGCUUGGCCAAGCUCGACAGGAUCGAAAAGGAUGUGCUCUUUGACAAGUAUGUGGCCGAGCAGCAAUGGAGAGACAAGAAAAUUGCUCUCGAAAAGGACUACGCGACAGCCAAGGCGGAGGCAAAGAAGAAACAGGCCGAGGAGGAACCCGCUCCUGCGCCAACAGCCGAGUCAGACGAUAUCAACGAAGAAGCGGAACGUAUUGCCGCUGAGAUUCUGGCCGAACAGGAUGAUGACGAGGACGGUGCUCUGGCCGAUCUCUUUGCUAGCUUACCAGUGAAUGAGGUUGACCCACUGACUGGAAAGUCCAACACUGUCAUGAACGGCGCAGAUGGCUCGAAAGUAACCAUCAGGGACUUUGGGAAGUGGACUGGCGUGAGCCCAAUACGGGUUCUGGAGGAGGCGUGCCGCUCGAGGGACUCAUCUGUUCGGAUAUCAUACCAUGUUCUCUCCGAUAUUGCCUUUGCGAACCGACAUGCCGUCGAGAUUGUCUGGUCCAAACCUCAAGAUAUCCCUCCUCCGCCUGAAAGCACCGAGAUUGAGGUCUUCAUGUCGCCAACGCAGUUUGUCUACAAGAUGAUCUCCAUCUCUACUUCCGACUUGAAACAGUCUGAAGCCUACAUUGCCACAACCGCCCUGUUUUGCAUCUUUGGAUCCUCGGGCAAGGAGGAAAAGGUGGCCCUCCGGCUGCCUGCCACUUGGAAGGAUCUCUGGUCAGAAAUGGCCGAGGCCAAGAAGAACAAGGCGGACGGGCUGGACCGCGACGCCCUCAGACAUCUCCGGGAUAUGGUUCGCACUAGAAUGGAGCAGGAACUGGAGGAUGGUGUCUUGAUUCAGGGCUUCAAGGGGCGUGGCCAGAACAAGAACCUGACGGACUCGGAUCAGUCCGACAAUGAACGGGUCAAGCGACAAUCAUUUGAUCCCGAGUAUUAUCAAAAUAUCUGGUUGCAAAAAGCACAAACCCCUCGGUUUCAAGUUAUGCUGCAGUCAAGAGUACAGCUGCCCAUGUGGCAGUUCCGAGAGCAAGUGGUCAACGCCGUCGAGCAGAAUCAGGUGGUGAUUGUGUGCGGUGAGACUGGUUGCGGCAAAAGCACGCAGGUCCCCUCGUUUCUACUCGAAGACCAGCUCAUGAAGGGCAGGCCGUGCAAGAUUUACUGCACAGAACCUCGUCGUAUCUCGGCCCUCUCGCUGGCCAAGCGCGUCAGUGAGGAGCUGGGAGAGAACAAGGGCGAUUUGGGAACAUCUCGGUCCUUGGUCGGUUACUCGAUCCGUCUCGAGUCCAACACUUGCCGGGAGACGCGGCUUGUGUAUGCCACGACUGGUAUAGUCAUGCGCAUGCUCGAGAGCUCCAACGACCUUCAAGAGAUCACGCAUCUGGUCCUUGAUGAGGUCCACGAGCGUUCCAUCGACAGCGAUUUCCUCUUGAUUGUGUUGAAGAAGCUGCUGAUUCGAAGAAAGGAUCUCAAGGUGGUGCUCAUGUCGGCCACGGUGGAUGCUGAGCGGUUCUCCAAGUACCUGAGCGGCGCGCCGGUUCUUACCGUUCCUGGCCGGACGUUCCCGGUUAGUGUUGCGUAUCUGGAAGAUGCCGUCGAGUUGACUGGGUAUUCGCUUGACACGAGACCGUCAAAGGAGAAGUUCACCGAUUUGGAUGAUGAUGUCGAGGCUGAGAUUGACAACUCGUCCAAACCUGAACUCAUCAAAGCGCUCCGGCAGUACUCGCCCCGUACCCGCAAUACCCUGGCGGCGAUGGACGAGUAUCAGAUCGACUUUGACCUGGUGCUUCAGCUGAUCUCGAGGAUUGCGGUGGAUCCGAAUUACACAGAUUUCAGCAAGGCCAUCUUGGUCUUCUUGCCGGGUAUUGCCGAGAUUCGCACCCUCAACGACAUGCUGCUGGGUGAUAAGUUCUUUGCGGAGAAUUGGCUGGUUUACCCCUUGCACUCGUCUAUUGCCACGGAGGAGCAGGAGGCGGCGUUUUUGGUGCCGCCGCCGGGUGUUCGCAAGAUUGUCCUGGCGACCAAUAUUGCCGAGACGGGUAUCACGAUCCCUGAUGUGACGUGUGUCAUUGACACGGGCAAGCAUCGCGAGAUGCGCUUCGACGAGAGACGGCAGCUUUCCCGUCUGAUUGACACGUUCAUCUCCCGCGCCAACGCGAAGCAGCGUCGCGGUCGUGCUGGUCGUGUGCAGGAGGGUCUGUGUUUCCACAUGUUUACCAAGUACCGCCACGACAAUAUCAUGAGUGAUCAGCAGACCCCCGAGAUGCUGCGGCUGUCGCUGCAGGAGCUUGCGAUUCGGGUCAAGACGUGCAAGAUCGGUGGGAUCGAGGAGACGUUGGGCGAGGCGUUGGAUCCCCCUUCAGCAAAAAACAUUCGGAGGGCUAUCGAUGCCUUGGUGGAUGUUCGUGCCUUGACGGCUUCGUCUGAGGAGCUGACACCGCUCGGUCUGCAGCUUGCCCGUCUACCUCUUGAUGUCUUCCUCGGGAAACUGAUCCUCCUGGGCUCCAUCUUCAAGUGCCUAGACAUGGCCGUCACGGUGGCGGCGAUCCUGUCGUCCAAAUCCCCCUUUAUCGCCCCAUUUGGCCAGCGCAGCCAAGCCGACACUGUCCGCCGCGGCUUCCGCAAGGGCGACUCGGACCUGUUGACCGUCUACAACGCCUACUCGGCCUGGAAGCGUGUCUGCCAGUCUUCGGCGAGCAGCGGGGCAGAGUACCAGUUCUGCCGCAAGAACUUUUUGUCGCCGCAGACGCUGGCCAACAUUGAGGACCUCAAGGGCCAGCUCAUCACUUCGGUGGUGGACUCUGGCUUCUUGCAGCUGACGGCCGAGGAGAGGCAGGCGCACAACCGGCUGCGGUUUGGCGGGCGGAGGAGGAGGAGCGGGCAGGUGUUUUUUGAGAUACCGAAGAGGGUGGACGGCAACAGCGACAAUGAGGUUGUGGCGCAGAGCGUGAUCGCGUGGAGCUUUUACCCCAAGCUGCUGGUGAGGGAGGGGAAGGGGUGGAGGAACGUGGGGAACAACCAGGCGAUCCAGCUGCAUCCUAGCAGUGUGAAUAAAGGGGGUGGGAAUGGGGAGGUGAAGUGGAUGAGUUAUUAUCAUAUUAUGCAGAACAAGCAGUUCUUGAACGCUCACGAGACGACGGCUGUGGACCCGUUUGCUGUUGCGCUGCUUUGUGGGGAUGUCCGCGCGGAUUUGUACUCGGGGGUUUUGGUACUGGAUGGGAACCGGGCGAGGUUUGCGGUGCCGGAUUGGAAGACCAUGUUGGUUAUGAAGGUGCUGAGGGCGAGGCUCAGGGAGAUGCUGGCGAGGUGUUUUAAGAGUCCGGGGAGGUUGGUGACGGCGCAGCAGGAGAGGUGGUUGGAGGUUUGGCAGAGGAUUUUUGGGCUGGCGUGGGAGGUGAGGGAGAGGGAGAGGGAGAAGGGUGGUGGUGGUGUUGCUGGGGGGAAGGAGUUGAGGUAG